UUUGCACCACCGCCUUAGAGUGACUGCGGAAACCGAACGAGGUGGAUUACCUUCCGGCGAUCUAAAUAUUCACCGGUCAGCUGAUAUGCGAGCAGGAUUUUAAUCAAGUUCCUUGAUUUCAGAUCGGUACGCGCUUGGUUCAAGCGAAGCAACAUGGAAGCACUACUCAACAGUCAGUGCGCGGCACAAAGUUUGGGUCCCGCCAAUCAACUUUUUGCGAUGCUAAUUCAAACCAUCAUGGCGGCACAGUGUAGCAUUUCUCCACCAGAUAUGUGGCCCAAGGACUACGGCCCGACGGCUUUGGCCCAAGGUUUGGAAGAGUAUGACUUCAUAAUAGUCGGUGCUGGAUCGGCCGGUUCCGUGGUCGCCAAUCGGUUGUCCGAAAAUCCGGAUUGGAAAAUCCUGCUGCUGGAGGCCGGUGGGGAUCCUCCCAUCGAAUCUGAGAUUCCGCUAAUGUUGAUGCAUACACUGAACACCUCCUUUGCUUGGAAUUAUUAUGCGGAAAAAAGUACGAUAGCCAGUAAAGGAUACAAGAACGGAUGCUACUGGCCUCGAGGGAAAAUGCUGGGCGGUUGCAGCAGCAACAAUGCAAUGCUCUAUGUUAGAGGAAACAGUCGCGAUUAUGACCGCUGGGAAGAGCUGGGAAAUCCCACCUGGGGUUGGAAGAAUGUAUUAAGGUACUUCAAGAAAUCGGAAGACAAUGGAGCCUAUCACAUCCAGCAAGAAAAGAGCGCUUUCCACGGCAAAGGUGGUCCACAAAAGGUCAAUUCGUUUAUGUCGAAUGACAUGACUAAAAUUUUGAUCACAGAGGCUGCCGCUGAGCUCGGUUAUUCCGAAAUUAUGGAUAUAAACAGUGACGAGUUCAUAGGAUACUGUGUCUUGCAGGGAACGAUUCUGGACGGAAAAAGGUACAGUACUGCGAAAGGUUUUUUGAAUACCAUCAAAGACAGAACAAAUCUGCAUAUAAUCAAGAACGCGCACGUCACCAAGGUCAAUGUGGAGAAUGGUGUGACGACCGGCGUUACUUUUGAUAUCGGCGAAAACAAAAACAUUGUUGCUGAAGUGAAAAAAGAAGUAAUACUCUCAGCUGGUGCAAUCAACACACCACAGCUACUUCAACUUUCUGGAAUUGGACCAAAGGACGAGUUGGAAAAACUGGACAUUCCUUUGGUGAAAAAUUCACCAUUUGUUGGAGAAAACCUGCAGGAUCACGUAAUCGUACCGCUGUACCUAACCUUCCACAAAUCUCGUCCAAUAACCGUGGCCCUUGACGAAUUUAUUGACAGUAUUUAUUCGUAUUUCAAAUAUGGAUUGGGACCCUUGGGAUCUAUUGGUGCGACAGAUUUAGUAGCUUUUGUGAAUACGCAAAGUCCGUCGGCCAGAUUCCCAGAUAUUCAAUACCAUCAUUUCGUUUACAAAGCUAAUCUGCCGGACUUUUCAGCUAUCAUGGAGAAGUUUGGCCUGGAAGAUUACAUUCUUGCACAAAUUGUUGAAGCCAACAAAAACGCGGAGAUAUUGACUAUAUACGUCACGCUUUUGAAUCCGAAAUCAAAAGGCAAUGUGAAGUUGAGAAGCUCGAACCCUUAUGAUCCUCCGGUAAUUAACGCCAACUACUUGGAAGACCACCGGGAUGUCGCCACUUUGAUUCGCGGAAUUAGACUGGCUCGAAGAUUGCUUGAAACUCGCAACUUUAAGGAUCAUGAAGUGGAGGAAACUCGAAUCAGCAUUCCCGAGUGUGACAAGCUGGAAUUCGAAUCGGACAGCUACUGGGAAUGCUACGUACGGUAUCUGUCCACUACCAUCUACCAUCCGGUGGGAACGGCCAAAAUGGGCCCCGAAAGUGACACCGCCGCUGUGGUAGAUUCUCGCUUGAAGAUGCAUGGCUUGGAGGGAUUACGGGUGAUCGAUGCUAGUAUUAUGCCUAACAUUGUGAGCGGAAAUACCAACGCACCGGCAAUUAUGAUUGGCGAAAAGGGGGCAGAUUUCAUAAAGGAAGAUUAUGCCGAAAAGAAGAAUACGCACACUGAAUUCUGAAUGAGGGCGACAGUUUGAGGCUUAAUUUUACUAAAAAUUUCUGUGAGCCAGCUUAAGAAAUAAAGUUACCACAUACGGGUAUGAAAUAUAGCACAUAAGUCUGCACCUACAUGGAAACCUUUAAAAUGAGCACGAAAAAAGGAAAUAUGCAUUUAUUAUUUUAGAGUAGGUACAUGUCAAGCAUUCAAAUAAAAGAAAACAUUUCAGGAUGACAUUUCUAUUUGAUAAAUAUAUACACCCCAAACGUCGUUCAUUUCAGUCUUCGAUCCACAUUAGUACAUACAACAUUGCCCUUUUAGUGAGUCUUUCCUUU
Molecule: messenger RNA, 2347 nt
Organism: Topomyia yanbarensis
Lineage: Eukaryota; Metazoa; Arthropoda; Insecta; Diptera; Culicidae
Product: glucose dehydrogenase [FAD, quinone]
Exons: 2
Coding region: 154-2034 (626 amino acids)
Molecular function (GO): ecdysone oxidase activity; flavin adenine dinucleotide binding
Source: RefSeq, a predicted model, not a curated record